This is a messenger RNA of Aureobasidium musti, 2496 nucleotides long. The record is from the annotation of a GenBank genome assembly. NCBI's taxonomy places the organism in Eukaryota, Fungi, Ascomycota, Dothideomycetes, Dothideales, Saccotheciaceae.
AUGAGCGAAUACUCGUCCGUCUUCAGUGUCAAUGACAGGCUGGCCCUGAUUGACACGGACACUGACGGCGAGAGUUUCGUCAGCGACCACUUCGACACGCACAAGUACAUGAUGGCCGAGCGAUACGCAUACAGCCCCAAUCGCAGCUCCCAGGCCACCCUCACCCCUCCCGACUCGUCUGACAGGAAGCCCGACUACGAUAGCCUCAGCGGUGCCAACGACUCGGAAGCCUACAACAGCGACUACGACUACACCUCGUCUCUUUCGCGCACCGCCUCCAUCUCGAGCAGAUACUCCAUCUAUUCCUUGUCGCGCGUCAGUUUCGCCAGCCAACUCGCCCAGCUCAGUUCCAUCCAACUUCCCGAUGCAACCUCGUUAUCCGCACGUAUAUCAUGCAUGCCCACCUCGGCCAGCGCCGCCAACGCUUUGAAAGAUUCCUCGGACCAGAUAAGACGUUGGAUCCGGAAUGCACAUACCGUCCUAGAUGGCCUGGAUGCUGAAGACGAUGUUGAAUGGGCCGCUGCUGGAGGAAGAGAAGGACUGGACCACGUCGAUCGUGCAAUUGGUCGCUUCGACAAGGUCGUCAAACUCUACAUACUCUCUGUCGAAGAGCUGCAUCUGAGACAGGAUAUCGCCACNCUGCCCAACGAUCAGGUUCAGGCUAGCGCCGACGACAUGGAUAUUGUCAUCAAGGAAUGGCAGAAGAUCAAAGACUCAUUGGCUGGAGUCAAGGAGCAGGUCGAGAUUGCCAUGGAAUGGGAAGAGCUGUCCACCUCUGUCGGCACUGGAAUUGCUCUCGAGCUCGACGAUCUGGCCGGCCUGGUCUUCGAGAUGGAGGAGCAACGACAUCAGUCCGUUACCUCAAACUCAGUCGACGCUGACCAGCACGUCGACAUUGACGAGUUGAAGCACAUUGUUGACGAGAAAGCCGGCACUAGCAAAGCCGCUCCCAAUCCUCGUCUGAGUCUACCUGCUCCCUUUUCGCCUACAUCAACCCUGCAGGCCUCUCCUACCGUAGUCAACAUGGAAGACAACUUGCUCGCUCUAUUCGCUCGCAUGCAGCCUCUGAGAGCAUCUCUGGACUUCUUGCCAAUGCGCCUAUCUGUCUUCCACUGUAGAGGCAACACUGUAUUCCCCACCGCUUGUCUGAAUUUAGAAGCCAGUAGAGAUACCCUCGAGGCUCAAUGGAAGAAGCUCGAAGCUGAUGCCGAGGCCCUGCGUCGUGAACUGGGCGAAGAUCGAUGGCUUUUGGUCUUCCGAAAUGCUGGCAAACAAGCCCUCAAGAUGUGUCAGUCGGUUUCGAGAAGCGUACAAAAGCUUGCAACAGCUCUUGAUCACGAUGAGCAACAUACAGACACGGCUGCGCUAGCGAANAAGAUUGAGAGUUACGAAGCCAAGAAGAAUCAUUACGGCACUGCCAUUGAGAGAGUGCUUGCCAUCAUUGACCGUGGUGUGCUUGAUCGACUAACCGUCAAUGGUGAAAUUCUAGGCCUCCAGUCCGACAUGAAAAGAAAAUGGGCGGGCAUUCAGGCAGAGAUGCGAGAGCUGGACUCACGCUUGCUGGGAGUGAAUCUCGACCUGAGGAAUCAGCAACUACGGGACUCUGUCAGUACCAUUGUCUCAUCUGAGCACUCAAUGACCAGCAGUUUUAUGGACACGCCUAGAAGCUCGUCAGCCUCAUCCGUCAGUCGACCUGAUAUGACACCCAGACGUUCUUCUCGCUUCACUCGCUUUGUCAGUGCUAUCCCACGCCGGACUCCACAGUCGAAGCCUAAGGAAUCGAGACCAUCUUUGAACUACAAGACUUCGCGAAGCAACUUGACCUCUGGAGGAGCUACAUACACGCCUUACACACCUCCACCUGCAGUAGAUCCCCUCGUCCGCCAAUUCAAGGCUCCAGAAAACAAACCUCGAUGGAACAUGGCAACAAAUACGAGAAGCACCUCCCUCCAUUCCCUUCACCCUCCAUCAUCCGAGCCUUCCGCGAAUCGUAGAGUCACACUGCCUCACCGACCUACAACUCCACACUCCACUGGCUCCAAGAUCCCGACCCCAAGUUCAUUCAGUCGCAGUACAAACUCACCUGUACCCUACUCACCAGCUACACCUUCAAAACGGCAUGUCUCGACACCCGCAAGUUCGCCAUUAACCCCACGAGCACAGAGCUCACUGGCACAUUCAUCUUUCUUCAGCAGCGCGAAACCUCGUUCGGCAUCCUCUUCUUUACUGCCAGGUGUGCACCCACCAAGAGCGCCGUCUUCGCUUCGAAAAACCAGUUACUUGUCACCCACACUAGACGACCAUGACGAGAAUGAGGAUCACACAAACACAGAGAGGCUGGCACCUAGACGACAAACAAGAGCCGCAAGUGCUAUGAGCCAUGCCGGUGCGGAGAGGAAGAUCAGUGGAAAUCUGUUUGGAUUCUCGAGGACCAAGCAAGGUAGGAGUGGUAGUAGACUCGACACUGCCGCUUCUGCAGAUGCGGUACGCGAGUGA